AAGUGUUUAGGGUGACAACACGAUCAAACACGAUGGAUAAAAAAAGAGUGGGGGAGGGAGAUUACCAAAACAUCCGUUAAAAAUGCACCCAGUGGUAUUUGAAGUUGUUUACGUUCCGUGAAAUGCCGCAGCGAGUGUUUACACCUUCAAACAAUGCUUGAAAAUUGUGAUUUUUUAAUUAAUUAGUGCUAGUUCAGGGGAAUUCACUCGAGUGAUGAAGAUUUUAUGAUCAGACGUCACAAAAAAAUAGAUUUCUCUUCCCUCCAAUUUGAUAAAAUGUGAGGUUAUGACUGUUCGAAUUGUAAAUACACAAAAAUCAAGGACUAUUUUAAUUAUUAGUCAAAUAAUUAGUCAUCAAAAUGUGUGAGCAAGUGGGGAUUGACGACUGCCACAGUAUCACCUCGAGGUACAGAAUACUGAGGAAAAGAUUGGAGAAUCUGGGGUACAGACAGGCACUUCCAGUGGAUGCACUGUCACUUGUGGAGAGAUUAUUGGGGGAUUUGGUUCAAACAACUGAAAGUCUGAGGCAUUUCAAGGCUAUUGCGGAGGAUAAAAUCGAGAUCUCAGGCCCCCAAGAGUUCUCAGUGGAUCCCUACAAGUGUGACAACGCGAAGCUAGUCCAAGAGUGCAAUAAACUCCACGCAGAGCUGACAGAAUCCAAGGAGAAUCACCUGAAGCAGACCAAAGACCUCAAGAGAAAAAUCAACCAGCUGGAGUCAGAGUGCAGCGAUCUCCAGUUGGCCUCCUCCAGGAAUCUCAAGCGAAUAAAAGACCUCGAGGUGGAGUCCUCCAGCAAGUCCAAGAGGAUCCAAGAGCUCCUGGGAAAAUGCUGUAAACCGACAAUCAGCAACUCCAGUCUCUCAGCAAAACGAAAAUCGGUGUUUCCCCUGAGGAAGCCUGUGAUCGAUGGGGAUGUGCUCACCCCAGAGCUGCUGAAAGGAUCCCUGGGGAGUCUCAGCAGGGUUCAGCCAGAGCUUCUGGACCUCGUGGCCAUGGGGGACAGGAGGAUAGCUGCGUUGAGCCUCGAGGUGACGAAGCUGAAGGGGGAACUGGGACUGCAGUACGAUAAUGUGCACACCUUGAAGAAUCAGCUGGCACUCAAGGGAAAGGAGAUCAACAGGUUGAGGAAGAUGCUGGAGGGGGGGAGGCCCUACCUGGCUGUCUCCAAAGACUGCAGUUGCAGGCAGACUGAGGCUAGUUGUGUCCAGUGUAAUUCGAGCAGAAAGGCUGCCAGGGGUGGUGAAGGAUGCUGGAAUGAGGUCAAGGUCCUGCAGCAGGUGAAGUCGAAUUUGGAAGAGCAGUUGAAGGAGGCCCUGGAGAAGCAGCACGACGCCAUGUCCCAGGCGAUGAAGCUGGCAGAGAGGAACGAGGAGCUGGAGAAGGAGUUGAGGGAUAUCGAUCAUAUUGCAUUGGCUGUCGAGGCUGACUGCAAUUCCACAGUUAAGGAGAAUAAUCGGAGGGUCAGUCAGCUCCAGGAGAGGCUGGAGACUGCCCUGACGAAGGUCAGAAAUCUGGAGAAUGAGUUGCUGGUGGAGAAGAGGGCGUCACAGGAGCUCAGGGCUGAUCUGGAGGCCUGUAGGCUGGAGAAGAGGAAUCUGCAAAGGGUCGUGGACAGUUCUACUGAGGAGAAGAAGAAGCUGACUGAUAGGAUUAAUGAACUGACGUUGAUAGAGGAGACACUCAAUGCAGAGAUUGAAAGAUUGUCUCGACUUAAUGAAACACAGAAGCAUGAGCUUGCGCAAUUGGAGGGUGUGAAUGAGUCUCUGAAGAAGCAAAUGAGCAGUGAGAGUCCUCAGGGCAUUAAUAACAGUAGUUCUAGACGGUCCAAGGACAAAGGUGAUAAGAUUAAUCAAAAUCUGGGGAAAGGUUCUAAGAAAAAAAAUGGUUCAAAGGUUCAGAGGAGAUCGCUCUCACCACCUGUUCAGGAGAAACGAACCUCUGGUUCGGAGUUGAUGAGGGAAUUGAUUCAAGAUAAAGAUGGGAAGAUUGCUGAACUGCAGAUAAUGGUCGAUCAACUUCGCAAGGAGACUGAUCAGUGCAGGAAGGAGAUGGAGAGACUGAAAAAUGACUCACGAUCUGAUAAUGAACUUUGGAGCCAGAUUUGCGAUCUCAAGCAUCGGUUGAAUGAAAAGGAGAUGAGGGUGACUGAACUGCAGAGGGAGAAGAGGGAGUUGUGCAGGGAAAAGUUUGAGCUGGAGUCGAGACUACAGGGGUGCAGAAAUCGAUCCAGUCCUUGUAAAGUUUGUAAUGAGUGCAGAUCGGUGGGGCCCUGUGUCUGUCUGCCACUGUCAUCAAUACCAGAAACUGGGGGAUCGAAGGUUUCAUGUUCACGAUUAGAACGCGAAAGAGACACAGCACGAAGUGACGUCGAACGUUUGAUGGAAGAACGAGACAUACUGAGGGAAAGAUUGAAGAUGGCCACUGAGGCCCACACGUAUGAGCAACGUCGACUGAGGGAUAACGUGCGAGAGUUGGAGAGUCGAUUGAAGGAAAUUGAGAGGGAGAGGCAAGAACUUUUGCUUGCACAGGGGUCGAGACGUACAGCCAUUGCUGGGGUUGAGGAGCACCUCGAAGAGGCCAGGGAAGAGCUCAGGAGGACUAAGCAGGAGUUGGUCAGCCAAAGGACUCAGUAUUUCCAACUGAGGGCACUGCAAGAUCAAACUGAUCAAGCACUGGGUGACGUGCAGAGUCAACUCAGUCAAUCAGAGGGUGAACUGUCGAAGGCUAUGGAGCGAAAUAGGUGUCUGGAGCAGCAGCAGUCGCAGUUGGAUAAUCAGGUGAAGGAGCUCAAGCAGGAGAUCAAUACCCUUCGUGUUAAUAUGGCACGAUUGGAUCAGGAGAAAGAUAAAUUACUGAUGGAAUUGGACAACAAAACCGAACGAAUAGCAGCUCUAGAACGUGAAAUAAUCUCAAAGGAGCAGCAAACAAUAGGAACUGAGCAGCAACUGCGAGAGGUCCAGCACAAGUACCAGAUUUGCAUGGACCAGAGUGCUGAGCAAGAGCGUCAGCUGCGCUCCAUGCAGAUGGAGAUGGAGAACAACCAGAGGCAGUUGGCAGCGGCCUCAGCAGAUCGUGACAACGCAGCCCAGGAGAAUCGCCGACUCCAGGACGACCUGGCGGCCCUCACCUGUGAAAUUCGAACGCUCCAACGAGAGCUCGAGUCGUCGCGAGCUGAAUCCUACGACUUGAAGCGUCAGUUGCAGACUUACGUCAGCGAGGUGCGAAGAGCUGAGGAGUUGCUGAAUCGAAAGGAGAACGAGAGAACCGAGAUGUUGAAUCACUUCAGGAGUCUGAGCCUGGAGGCAACUGUCCUUGAGAACAACAAUCACAGUCUGGAGAGUGAAGCUGCCGAGGCCAGAGGGGCUCUGCAGUCCGCCAGGGACAGAAUAGUUGAUUUAGAACGACAAUUGGCCGACAAAGACUGUCUCGUUCAUGGCUAUGAGGCGCAAAUAACCGAAUUAACGCAGAAUGUGGCGAGUCUGGAGACGCAGGUGCGACAGCAGACUGAGCAGAGGGCUCGCACUGAGGCUGAUCUCAACGCUGUGAGGGAUCUCUGUGUCAAGCUGGACCAGCAGAAAGAGAAUCUUAUGAAGGAGCUGGGGGACAAGGACGCCCUCAAAGCCCAAUAUGAAGCCCAGAUUGCUAGGUUGAGGGCCGAACAGAAUAUUGUGCACGAACAGAUGAACAGGGAUCAUGUCACUGUUGAUAGGAUGGAGGCUAUGCUCGAUCAGGCGAGGCAGGAGAGCAUCGACUGCCAGACGCAUAAUCAAGAGUUGCAGAAUGAAAUGACUAGGAUGAAGCAGAGAGUUUGCGAAUUGCAGAAUAAAUUAUCAGCAGAAUCAGCGGAGCUCCGUAGAUACCAGAAUCAAGCAGCCGAGUACAGUAAACAGAUCAGUGACCUCCGACGACAAGUAACGAACGAGAGAUUCGAUCGUGCGAGGAAAGAGGAGGAGCACAGAAGCCAAUUUGCUGAGAAUCCACCUCCGGUCGUCCAAUCAGUCCGCUUCCAACAGUCACCCAAUCCUCAAGAGUUAUCCUCGAGUAUGACGAGAUACGCUCAAAAUACAGUACAACACGACUUGCGUGCACUACCAGUGACCCCGGAGUCACCAGAGGGCCGCAGACCCCCGAGACCAGGACAAAUGUACAAAGAUUCGACUCCUUCAGAGGAAAACCAUGCAAUUGUCCACUUAAGAGGCCCAAAGAACGGUGAAACCACGCACCAGACGAUUUCAGUGCCGGGUAAAGGCACUUUGUGCGUUAGCACUACUCUCCAGGAGCACGAGGACAGAGAGGACCUGCAGGUGAAGAUCUCUGAUGUGGGAGAGGGAAACGAUGAUUUAGCAGUUCCUGGUCGUCCCGGGGCUGCCCCUGGAGGCACUGGAGGGGCUCAACGAGAGGUGCAGGAGGUGGAGCAGAUACUCGAAGUCAGAAAGAAGAAAAAAAGUGGUAAAAAGGCCUGUGGCUGUGGGGUAGAUGAGAACAAUCUCCCCAAUUGUCCAGGAUCUGAGAAAUCCCUCACUGAUGGUCCCCCAGGCGACGAUUCUUCGGAAAAAAAAAACGACAAUGAGAAAAAAUCCACUGGAAUACUAGAUAAAUUAGGAGGAAAGUUGAAAAAAAAAUUAAAAAGUGAUGGAGAGACUCUAAAUCAUCAGAAGGAAAUGACACAUCAUGGGGUUUUGGGAGAAGCUUCUGGGGUACAUUCAGGGGGUGAUAACUUGGAGGUGCUCCAGCUCACUGGGUCGAAUUACGUGAGGGUGCUGACGGAGAUUGAGGAGCAUGUUCGAAAUUUGAAUGAUGGAAUGAAGAUGAUUAAUUCGAUCAUGCAGUCGCAGAACUCGAACCUCGACGAGACGAUUUAUCGGAGUUUACCUGCGGACAGGAUCGCGAAGAGGAGAGUGGAGACUCUUGAGGAUGUAGAGGGGGAUGGGAGAGGGUUUGAUCCACCGAGAAUGUCAACUCCGAAGAGUCCGAAGAUUGAUUUCAAUGAUAAUGUUGUUGAAGUGGAAGCUAGUGGGGGUGAGCAAGAGGCAGGAGCUCCUGUUGUUGUCACCUCGAAGAAGGAGACAUUGUUCGUGAGACAGAGUCCGUCCUCUGGGUGUCAACAGGUGCGACAGGUGACGAUUUCGAAGACUGUGUUGGAUGAGCCAGGUGAGAGGAGAGGGAGAGGGCACAAGAGUAGGAUACCCACGCGUUCGUCACCAUCGAGGACAGUGACAUCCCCGAGGUCUGAAGAGCAACAUGAGGAUAUUCAUCUGCCCGAUGACACGUCGAUUCGAUUCACGAGACUCUCCUUCAAGAGUCCCAGGAGGGACAGGAGUCACUCGAGCUCACGAAGGCGAUCGGGCCAUUCUGACAGACGACAGCCUACUGAUCAGGAAUCCCUGGUUUUUCAUUCAUUACCUGAACAUUCUUAUCACUCUGGCUCUAGUAGGUCGCAUCGUGAUGGCUCGUCAAGCCCCAGGCACAAGAGGGCUCGUCGUGAUCGCCAAAGGUGGCCCUAGAAGUGCUCCAUUAGUAUCGAAAUGAAUCCGUUAAUUAUCAACUGAAAGGUCGAUUUUUAAAUUCUCAAUUGUAAUUUAAGACAAAUAUUGUAAUAAUUUUGUAAAUGAAUAUCAUCGUGUUGGAAUAAAUUCUCGAAUAACUCAUUUUUAAUUAUAGACUCGUCCUCUU
Molecule: messenger RNA, 5673 nt
Organism: Diachasma alloeum
Lineage: Eukaryota; Metazoa; Arthropoda; Insecta; Hymenoptera; Braconidae
Gene: Cep135
Product: centrosomal protein of 135 kDa
Exons: 14
Coding region: 360-5504 (1714 amino acids)
Source: RefSeq, a predicted model, not a curated record